AUGUUUUGCUUUGAUUUCCAUAGAGCCGCUGAUGGAACAAGAAGAGCGUCUGAUAUGUUACGCAAACAGGAGAAGGAAGAAGCUAACAAUGUAGCAGGCAGAGAGGAUUUUGAAUUCAGUAAAAUUCACGAUGGAGGAGAACUAGAAAAGGAAAAUCCUCUGGUUAUUCUUAAUGAUGACACUGUGAAGUUGAUAGCAAGUUAUCUUCAUCCAGUAGAUUAUAUACGCUUUUAUGCAGUUUGCAGAGAGAAUCAGUUAAUUCUCCCUACAAUUAACCGGAGAUCUUCUUAUACCAAGUUUUCUCCAUGGCUCAUAUUUGUUAAAGAUAAUGACAGCAUUUGCAACCUCGUGGACCCAAUGCAAAAUUACAAGCAAUACCUCAUCAAAGUCCCUGAAUUACUCAUAGGUGCUAAAAUCCAUUAUUCAAGAGGAGGUUGGCUACUAAUGUCUAAUGGUACGAAAAGUGUAUUCUUCUUCAACCCCUUCACAAGAGAAAUCAUCCAACUUCCAGACAUGCCAAUGGGUAAUGUCCUCCAUUGCAGACUCUUAUUUUCCUCAUUACCUACCUCUUCAACUUGUGUUGUUUUAUCCAUUGGACACUGGAUCUGGCAACAAAACGGGGUAGGUGAUUUGUCCAUUUACACUAUUGAACGAGGAAAGAAUUCAUGGAGGUCUGAAAAACUUUUAGAUAUGCAUAUUGACAUGUACAUGACAUGGCUUAAGGAUCCAGUUUUUUAUAAUGGGCAAAUCUACUGCGUGGAAGAUGAUGAAAAUCUAGGAGUUCUUGGUAGAAGAUAA
Messenger RNA from Papaver somniferum (opium poppy), 798 nucleotides. RefSeq names its product F-box/kelch-repeat protein At1g57790-like. NCBI's taxonomy places the organism in Eukaryota, Viridiplantae, Streptophyta, Magnoliopsida, Ranunculales, Papaveraceae. The coding region runs from base 1 to 798 and encodes 265 amino acids. The record is from RefSeq and is a predicted model, not a curated record. The transcript has a single exon.